UGAAAACUUGCAAAUAUGUUUGAUCCCUGUAUAUCACUGAGUCCACCAUGCUUCACUGAAGAAGACAGAUUUAGUCUGGAAGCGCUUCAGACAAUCCAUAAACAAAUGGAUGACGACAAGGACGGAGGGAUCGAAGUGGACGAGAGUGACGAAUUUAUAAGAGAAGAUAUGAAAUAUAAAGAUGCUUCGAAUAAGCAUAGUCAUCUGCACAGAGAAGAUAAGCACAUAACUGUUGAGGAUUUGUGGAAACAAUGGAAAACAUCAGAAGUUCAUAAUUGGACCCUUGAGGAUACCCUGCAGUGGUUGAUAGAAUUUGUUGAACUCCCGCAAUAUGAGAAGAAUUUUAGGGAUAAUAAUGUGAAGGGAACAACACUUCCCAGGAUAGCAGUUCAUGAAACUUCAUUUAUGAUUUCCCAGUUGAAAAUCAGCGACCGGAGUCACAGACAGAAACUUCAACUCAAAGCACUUGAUGUGGUUUUGUUUGGGCCUCUGACACGCCCACCUCAUAACUGGAUGAAGGAUUUUAUUCUCACAAUUUCCAUAGUAAUUGGUGUUGGGGGGUGUUGGUUUGCAUAUACACAAAAUAAGACAUCAAAGGAACAUGUUGCAAAAAUGAUGAAAGACCUAGAGAGUCUACAAACUGCAGAGCAAAGUCUCAUGGACUUACAAGAGAGACUUGAAAAGGCACAGGAAGAAAACAGAACUGUUGCUGUAGAAAAGCAAAAUCUAGAGCGAAAAAUGAUGGAUGAAAUCAACUACGCCAAGGAGGAGGCCUGCCGGCUGAGAGAGCUGAGGGAAGGUGCAGAGUGUGAGCUGAGCAGACGCCAGUAUGCAGAGCAGGAGCUGGAGCAGGUCCGCAUGGCUCUAAAAAAGGCUGAAAAGGAGUUUGAAAUGAGAAGCAGCUGGUCUGUUCCUGAUGCGCUUCAGAAAUGGCUUCAGCUAACACAUGAAGUCGAAGUACAGUACUACAAUAUUAAGAGACAGAAUGCUGAGAUGCAACUAGCCAUCGCUAAGGACGAGGUUGCUGCCUCAUAUCUGAUGCAGGCAGAAAAAAUUAAAAAGAAGAGAAGCACAGUCUUUGGGACCCUGCAUGUUGCGCAUAGCUCCUCCCUGGAUGAAGUAGAUCACAAGAUUCUGGAAGCCAAGAAAGCGCUCUCUGAGCUGACAACGUGUUUGCGAGAGCGGCUUUUUCGCUGGCAGCAGAUUGAGAAGAUCUGUGGCUUUCAGAUAGCUCACAACUCUGGGCUCCCCAGCCUUACCUCCUCUCUGUACUCUGACCACAGCUGGGUGGUGAUGCCUAGAGUCUCCAUCCCACCCUACCCUAUUGCUGGAGGAGUCGAUGACUUAGAUGAAGACACCCCCCCAAUAGUGUCACAGUUUCCAGGGACCGUGCCUAAACCUGCUGGGUCUUUAGCCAGGAGCAGUAGUUUAUGCCGCUCUCGUCGAAGCAUUGUGCCGUCCUCCCCACAGUCCUUGCGAGCUCAGCUUCCUCCACAUGCUCCUCUGGUAGCCCACCCUCGGCAUCCUCACCAUCCCCAGCAUCCCCAGCACUCACUACCUUCCCCAGAUCCAGACAUUCUGUCUGUGUCAAGUUGCCCUGCUCUGUAUCGGAAUGAAGAGGACGAGGAGGCCAUCUACUUCACUGCUGAAAAACAAUGGGAAGUACAAGACACAGCUUCAGAGUGUGACUCCUUGAACUCUUCCAUUGGAAGGAAACAGUCUCCUCCUUCAAGCCUUGAGAUAUACCAAACAUUGUCUUCUCGAAAGGUAUCAAGAGAUGAGCUUUCCCUGGAGGAUUCUUCCAGGGGGGAUUCGCCAGUGACAGCAGAUGUCUCCCGGGGCUCCCCUGAGUGUUUGGGACUGACAGAAACCAAGAGCAUGAUCUUCAGUCCUGCCAGCAAAGUAUACAAUGGCAUCUUGGAGAAAUCCUGUAGCAUGAACCAACUUUCUAGUGGCAUCCCGGUGCCUAAACCUCGACACACAUCAUGUUCCUCAACUGGCAAUGACAGCAAGCCAGUUCAGGAAGCCUCGAAUGUUUCCAGAAUAAGCAGCAUCCCACAUGACCUUUGUCAUAAUGGCGAGAAAAGCAAAAAGCCAUCAAAAAUCAAAAGUCUUUUCAAGAAGAAGUCUAAGUGACUCAGCGACUUGAUGGAAUUCCAUUCAAGUGGCAUCUGUGAACUUUAUCUCCCACCCUCCACUCCGUUUUUAUUUUUAUUUUAGGAAUGUAACUCCAUUGGGGCUUUCCAGAGUUGAUGCCAUAGUGGAAAUGUCCUUAAGGGCAACUGUCUACUGUCCGAUGAUUUAACAGACUACGCCAUCAAUUCAUCAAGGCCGCCAUUACCGAAGAGUCAUCGAGAGGAGACAGUCAAUUUACAGUUAUUUCCGCCUAUUUAUUUCUGCAUUGAUGUUAGUGAUGUAUACACAGCAUUCUGUUGAAAGCCGCUAUGGACUUACAAGCUUUAAUGGACUGUAAGCCAGCAUGGGCUUGCAAAAAUUUCUUGUUUACCAGAAUAUCUUCUUAUCUUUCCACAGAGCUGUUUCCAUCAUGGACUAAAUAACUUAAAAGAAGUAAAACUAAUUGCACUACUGUUUUCCAGACUGGAAAAAAAAAAAUCUCUGCAAGUAAAACUGUAUAGAGUGUAUAAAAUGUGGAUAGGGGACUGUUUUCACUUUUAGAUCCAAAUGGGUUUUUAAGUAAAAACUAGAGUUUCUAAUUGACUUGCUUUCUGGAAAUGAAAACCCACACUUUUAUUAUGGGACGCUUCUUCAAAUGCAUUUAUUAUAAAGUUUCAAGUCCUGCUGUAAAGAUCAUGUUUUGUUUUCCCAGGGCUUUCACUGUGAUUUACUGCACUGCAGGCUGUAUGAUAAAAUAUAAAUAAUGUAAAGAGAGAAGGCUCUUGAUUCCUUAUACACAUGAAGAGUUCAAACUUGAUGGAAGGACUUAAAACAUUCACAUGCUUAAACUGAGAUGGGGGUGGGGAAUCGGGCACUUGUUUACAGACUUUGAAUAAAUGCAAAGGAUUUAUGGUUUGAAAAAUUUGUACUGUGGAAAAGAUAAUAAAUUGGAGACAUUAUUGUG
Molecule: messenger RNA, 3079 nt
Organism: Peromyscus maniculatus bairdii (prairie deer mouse)
Lineage: Eukaryota; Metazoa; Chordata; Mammalia; Rodentia; Cricetidae
Gene: Stim2
Product: stromal interaction molecule 2
Biological process (GO): activation of store-operated calcium channel activity; intracellular calcium ion homeostasis; store-operated calcium entry
Cellular component (GO): plasma membrane; endoplasmic reticulum
Molecular function (GO): protein binding; calcium ion binding; calcium channel regulator activity
Source: RefSeq, a predicted model, not a curated record